AUGAAGUCCAGUAUGAAGCAGUGGCGGAGGCUGAUGCUGUUGGGAAUUAUGGCGUGGGUUCUCCUCUUCUUCGCCCUCCUUUCUUACUUUCUGGAUGCUCGUCCCGACGAGACCCUGACCUCUGCUAGCUCUUUACUCUCCCAGCACCCUGACACCCGUCGGCUGACUUCCAUACAGGCCUCUCAUCCACAACAUAACAUUGUGGGGUCCAGACAUGAACUGGUGUCCACCUUAACCACAUCCUACCCUGGAGAUGAACCAGAGCCUUCCACCAGCUUCAAUUCCCCUGAUUUCAGCCAGGAGGUGAGCCACAGUCCUAACAGUGCACCCUAUGCCAUGUAUGGUAGCCAGGAGGCCAGUCGCCAGGAAUACCUGGACCCACAGAGCCUGGCUGCCUGGAGGGUCAGUAGUGACUCCUCUGAUCGGGGGCAAUAUUAUUUCACCAAGCCAGCCUCUGUGUUGCAGCGCUUAUGGCGGGGCCGAAUGUCGGCCGACAUGCUGAACCCUCGACUGCAGCAUGCUAUGAAGGAAUAUGUGAGAUCAAACAAACACCGUGUCUCUUACAAGGGUCAUCGCAAAGCUGCCCAGAGUGCCAAAGAGCUUGUAUGUCAGAUGAAAGCUCAGGCCCAGCUGAGGACAGUGGAUGGGUUGGAGGAGCCCUUCGCCUCACUUGGCUGGGCUCGUCUUGUGCCAUCCCUUCCCCUCGACCAACUGUACAGGCGGCAGGACAAGAGCAGUUUCAAGACCUGUGCGGUGGUCACCUCGGCCGGGGCCAUGCUGCACUCAGGACUGGGCAAAGAGAUUGAUUCUCAUGAUGCAGUUUUGAGGUUCAAUUCUGCACCUACAGAGGGGUACGACAGAGACGUGGGGAACAAAACCACUCUCCGCAUCAUCAACUCACAGAUUCUGGUCAAUCCCAGGUAUCGAUUCAACACAAAUUCUAUCUACAGGAAUGUGACCCUAGUGGCCUGGGACCCUCCACCUUACUCUCUCAAUUUACAUAAGUGGUAUGCCAGUCCAGACUUCAACCUGUUCAGCCCGUACGUUGAGUACCGCAAGCGCAAUCCUGGCCAGCCCUUCUACAUCCUUCACCCCAGCUACUUGUGGAAACUCUGGGAUGUGAUUCAAGGCAACACUCAGGAGAACAUCCAGCCCAAUCCUCCAUCAUCUGGCUUCAUAGGUGAGUACAUACACUUCUAG
Scomber japonicus (chub mackerel) is the source of this 1200-nucleotide messenger RNA. RefSeq names its product ST6 beta-galactosamide alpha-2,6-sialyltranferase 2a (gene st6gal2a). Bases 1 to 1200 code for a protein of 399 amino acids. Lineage: Eukaryota; Metazoa; Chordata; Actinopteri; Scombriformes; Scombridae. Gene Ontology annotation, molecular function: sialyltransferase activity. The transcript is spliced from 6 exons. The record is from RefSeq and is a predicted model, not a curated record.